GGCCUUUCUUACGCCGGUUUCACCACGGUCGAAUGGCACUGCGUUCCGCGCGCGUUCCAUCUCUGCACGUGCCGAGUCGCAUCUCGCUGCCUCAUUCUGCAAUGCCAGCCCCGUCGGCCAUGUCCGGCGGACCCCGCGCCGCUCUCGGCGUCGGUCUUCUCGCCGCGCUCCUCUUGCUCGAGCGCAAUAUCUACGUGCCACCGACGCCAGCAGCCGUAUCGUCUCUGUCCUCAAUGACCGUCGCGUCGCGAGAUGCCCAUUGCCCCAUCUUGCACGUGAAGACGGUCACCGAGUGGCACGCCGGGCACCGCGUGCAUCUCUCUGCGUCGUCGCCGCUUUGGUCCGUGACGCUGGUCGUCGACAACUGGCGGCGCGUCUCGUCGUCUUGGAACGCCGACGCGCGGAUGCGGUCGCCGACCACGAUCGACGUGGCACUACGCAAUGCGUCCACGAGCGAGUUUGCCCUUGUAAUGGAAAAGGCAAUGUGGGAAAGGCCAUCAAGCAUCCUCUCGGCGAACGUGACGACCGCCGACGGCACGCACUGCGCGUACAAUCUGCCGCGCCAGAUCAGCGUCGGUUUCUACCGCCGCCUCGGCGAGCCCAACGCUUCGUACGCGCCGUGUUCGCGCAUGGCGAGCAAGCCGAUCGCACUCGGGUUUGGCCACACGUGUGCGAUCAACGGCUCCAACCAACUCUCGUGCUGGGGCCUCAACAGCUACGGCCAAGCGACGCCACCGGCCAACGCGUUCAUCCAAGUCGCAGCGUACGACUACCACACGUGUGCGCUCUCGGAAUUCGGCUACCCCUCGUGCUGGGGCGCGGCGUACACGCAGUACAACAACUACUCGUAUGUGCCGGUGGUGCUGCCGGCGACGACGUCGAUGGCGACGAUCUCGGCCGGCGGCCUCCACGGGUGCUCGACGGCCCUGAACGGCACGGUGUUUUGCUGGGGCGCCAACGACCUCGGGCAGGCGUCGCCGCCCGCAGGCCGCUUCCAGCACGCGUCGGCCGGCUUCCGGCACACGUGUGGCAUCACGUUUCCGGACGGGAAGCUCGUGUGCUGGGGCAGCAACGACUAUGGCGAAGCGACGACGCCGGCGGGCAACGACCAGUAUGUACAAGUCAUGUGCGGCAACCAGUACACGUGCGCGCUCACGAGUGCCAAUGUUGCUCGGUGCUGGGGCCUCGACAACCCGAACCUCAACUUUACAAUGGUACCGGACGGGCUCUUUUUUUCGUUUGUCGGCGUCUCCAAAACUGGCAGCUUUAGCUGUGGCCUCUUGCUCAACGGAUCGGCCACGUGCUGGGGCGACCCCGUCGCGUACCGAGGUCUCUACAACUUUGCGGUCUCGCCGCCGACGUACCCAACGUUCACAUCGCUUGCGCUCGGGCAGCGUAACGUCUGCGGCACGACGGCGCAAGGCACCAUCUUUUGCUACGGCGCGGGGGCGGCCACCCCCCCGGUAUCGUUUGUCGCCAAGCAAAGCGGGUACUGCUACCGCCCGCUCACCUACGGCGCGGGCCCGUCGUGGCUCACGGACGGCUCGACCAACGAUACUUGGCUCAACACAAGCUACGUCGGGAGCAAUAUCGACAGUUCCAGCGGCAGUGGCAGCGGCGAGAGCAACGACACGCGCCCCACACUGGUCCUCAACAUCUCGUCGUAUGCGUACAAGAAGCUCGAUGCGUCGGGCAGUCAGUACGGGUGCGGCAUUGACGAGACGGGCCAAGGCCACUGCUGGGGCGCGACCGUGCUCAGCGGCAGCGCGCGCGCGGUCACCGGCGCGGUCGACAUUGCAGUCUCGAUGGUGCAGCAAAUCAUGUGCGCGCUCACGCUCGCGCGCAAAGCCUCUUGCUACGCGACGCUGAUUGACGGCGGCGGCCAGUUUACCGGCAACGCGUUCGUGUCGCCCCGCGACGACUUUGUCAUGCUCUCGUCCAAAGGCAUUCACAUCUGCGGCUUGAAGGGCAACGCGCACAUCAAAUGCUGGGGCUUCAACAACGACGGACAGCUCGUCGUACCCGACCUCUCGUAUCUCUACGUCUCGGCCGGCGGGUACCAUACGUGUGCGAUCACGACCAAGUACGAAGUGGCGUGUUGGGGCCGCGACAACUACGGCCAAGUCAGUGGCAUGCCGCUCAGCACCAAGUACCGGUACGUCUCGAGCGGCUACGAACACACCUGCGCGAUUCGCAUCGACGACUCGGUCGACUGCUGGGGCGACAACAGUCGUGGCGAGACGAACGCGCCGACCGGCGUCCUCUUUUUGCAGAUCGACACGGGCUGGCAGCACACGUGCGGCGUCACAAAGGCGUGGACGCUGCGCUGCUGGGGCAACAACGACUUUGGCCAAGCGACACCGCCACCCGGGCUCUACUACCACGUCUCGGCAGGUCGGACGCACUCGUGUGCAACAAGUACGUCGGGCGUCAUGACGUGCUGGGGCGACAAGGCCGCCAAGCUCUCGAUUCCCGCGCUUUUGCAACCCUUUAGCAAUGUCGCCACCGCCGAGUACGUCCGCCAGCUCCAAGCCAACAACUCGCUCACGCGCAUGACGUGCUCGACGCUCGGGUGGGGCAUUGCGUUGAGCACGAAUCUGUGCGCAUCGACGUCCGUCUUUCGUGGCUGUCCGAGCGUCUCGUCGUACCCGGCGGCGCUCGCGCGCUGCCAAGUGAUUGGCGGACGCCUACCGACGGCAGCCGAGGUCCAAGCCGGCCUUCUCGCGGUCGAUGUGUGUCAGUCAGUUAACAACCCGGUGUGGACAACGACGGCGUGCAUUCUCGGCACGUCGGUGCAAGGGCGCAUCACGGUCAUCGCGUCGCCGCCAUCGAGCAACCCGCUGAUUCCGACGCCGCCGACGCUCACGUGCACGCCCACGUCGACACCGUCGAUGCCCGUGUGCAUUUCGGAGCGAGAGUUUACAGCGUGCAGCCUCGGCAGUCGCUGCUCGCAGGCGUGUGUGUCGCUCACCAACUCGCAGUACGCGUGCACGUGCGAUGACGGCUUUAGCCUCACGGGCGACGGCGCGACGUGCGCCCCCGUGAAUGCGCCGCGGUCGUCCAAGACGUGCAAGCAGCUCGGGUGGACCAAGCAGUACAAAAGCACGUGUGCACCAUCGACGGCGUGCUUGGCAGCGGCGACCUACAUGGACGCCGCGCAGGCGUGUGCGGCGCUCGGCGCUCGGCUCCCGAGACGCUCGGAAGUCGUCGGUAUCGCCGCCUUCCCGACGCAGUGCGGCACGUCGGCGUUCUGGACGUCCACCAAGUGUGCGGCUGGCAUCGCGCCCGGCGUGAUCACCACCAACACGGCGACCGAAACAUGCACGAAUGCGACCGCGACCGCCCGUAUCGUCUGCGUCGCCGACCCCGAUAUCAACGAGUGCGCGCUGGGCCUUGCGUCGUGCACGUCCCAGUGUUGGAACGUCGAGGGGUCUUAUACGUGCACGUGUCCCAACAACGAGACGCUGCUCAACACGGGCACGGGGGCCAACGUCUGCGUCGAGUCGCCGACGCCAAUGCCGCUGUCGACAAGCACGUGCGGCGCGCUCGGGUGGACUCCGCUCACGGGCAACACCAUUUGCACCAGCAGCCAAAGCAAGCCAAAGACGACGACCCAACGCCGCCUCAAGGCCGCCGUAGAAACGUGCCCGGAUACGAUGUCGUACGGCGACGCGGCGAGCUUUUGCGCGACGCAGGGCGGGCGGCUCCCGACGCUCGAUGAGAUUGCGAUGAACCUCCAGCUGCUCACGCGCAAUAGCGUCUGCGGCAUCAACCAGCCGAGCCAGCUCAUCUGGAGCACGUCGCCGUGCUCGCGCGACCAGACGCCAACGAUCGGCGUCGCGGCUACGAACGCCCAGCUGCUCUCGACGACCGCCAUGGAUACGAUUUGUCUUCCGAUGACCAAUGUCACUGCAUUCCCCGUGUGCGUCGCCGACAUGAUUGUCGUCGGCUCGUGCGCGUCGGGCACCAACCUCUGCUCGUGGGGCUGCGCCGACGUCAACGCUGGCUACCGCUGCAUUUGCGACCUCGGCCACGUGCUCGGGAACGACAGCGCGACGUGCAUCAACGGUUCGCAGCCAGUCUCGACGCUGACCGCGGACGGGUUUCCCAACCCGUGGGCGCCGGCGGGUGCAACGGUGGUCGCGGCGCGGUCGUACGGCUUGACGGGGCCGAGUCCGAGCAACACGAACGACUGCGCCGGCGUCGUCUCGUACGCAGCCGCCACUGCGCUCUGUCAGCGGGCCGGUGCGCGCCUUCCGACGUCCGACGAGCUCGCGGCCGAUGUCGCGCUCGGCUCGGGAUGUCAGCUGGACUACGCGACGGUGUGGAGCGCCACACCAUGCUUCCUUGCAAAUGGCUCGACUGGGGUGAUUGCGACCUCCGGGUCCAAGCUCGGGCUUCAAGCGAACCCCGCGUCGUGCGUCGACGCGGCCACCAUGCUCGCCAACGUCCGCUGCGUCAAAGACCCCAGUAGCAACAAAUGUGCGUCGUCCCCCUGCAGCCAGCUCUGCUUCAACCAAAACUAUGGCUACGCAUGUGCAUGCAACCCGGGGUUUACCCUCGCGCUUGACGGCGUCAGCUGCAAUCCAGCGCCGGUGCUGCCGUCGCUCAAGACGUGCCGCGACUUGGGCUGGACGCAGUUUGGCGUCGCCAGUGGCACGUGCACGCGCGCGAUCGCAAGCUGCCCAACACCAACGAUGCAAACCAUGGACGAGGCCAGCACGAUAUGCAGCAGCCGCGGCGCCCGCCUUCCGACGCUACCCGAGGUCCAACUGGGGCUUGUGCUCGCGUCGACUUGCGGCUCACAGCGCAUCUGGACGUCGACAGCCUGUGCGCUCUUCCCACCGACAUCGUCCGGCACCGCGAUCGCUCCCAAGUCGCUGCUCGGGUCGCUCACACUCACGUCGGCGGCACCGGCCGUCGUCGUCUGCGCGGCCAGUACCGACAAGCUCAUGACGCAGUGCAUUGCAGACGCGCGCGACAACCUGUGUGCGUCGAUCAACGGCACGAGCCUCUGUCCGAGUGACCAGCAGUGCGUCAUCAGCGACAAUGGCACCUCGUCCUGCGCGUGCGCGACCGGCACCAAUAUGGACAGCACUGGUGCGUGCGUCCCGUUCAGCCCGCUCUCCACUUCGACGUGCAAGAACCUCUGCUGGCAAACGACAGCCGCAUCGCCCGUUUGCUCGGCGCGGCGCAUCGGGGCGCCCAUGAUUUCCAUUCCCGAUACGAGCCUCUCGGCCUGCGCGCUCACGUGGCUGCGGCAGUGCGCCCCGCCCGUCACGGCGGCGUUGGCGCCCAAUGCGUGCGCGCAACUCGGGUCCCGCCUCCCGACACUCACCGAAGUCCGCGCCGGGCUUCCGUCGCCUGUGAGCACUUGCAACGGCUUCACAUACCAGCGCGUCUGGACGUCCAGCGCAUGCAUGGACCGCGCGAGUAUGACACCCGGCGUUAUUGCGAGCGGCGUUGGCGCCUGGCCCACGUCGUCGCCGCGCGAGGUGUGCGUCACGAGCAACGAGACGGUGGGCCCGGUCCAGUGCGUGGCCGACGUCUACGAGAAUGCGUGCACGAGCGGGAUGCACACGUGCCAGCAAGUUUGUCUGCCGAGCGGCGCGUCGUCGUAUGGGUGCGCGUGCCACGACCAGUACCAGCUCGGACCGGACGGUGGCUCGUGCGCGCCCAUGCUGCCGCCCGUGAGCCUCGUCUCGUGCGCUGCGCUGGGCUGGACCAACGUGCAGCAAAAGACCUUGUGUGCCAACGGUCGCGUCAACGUCACGUACGUGAACGACCAAGGACAACUGGUGCGCCACACGCAGCCGUACGUCAAGACAGCCAUGGCGUGUCCGACGUCGCUUGUGAGCUACAACGACGCCUUUGCGCUCUGCGCAACGCUCCAAGCGCGCUUGCCGACGCUCGAUGAAGUGCUCUCGGACAAGGCGAUAGGCGCGGGCUGCGGCACCGACACGACGCGGGUCUGGACGAGCACGCCGUGCAGCAUCAUGGGGGGCAGUGCGCUGACAUACAUUUCGCUUGCAGGCGCGUCGCGCUACUUGCUCCUAUACCCGCAGCAGUGCACGCAAAGUACGCAGCUGGCAGCGGUCAAGUGCGUCGCCAAUGUCAACGUCAAGUGAAAAAAACACUUUUGAACAUGAGCAAAUUGUCUUGUCGAGA
This is a messenger RNA of Saprolegnia diclina VS20, 6168 nucleotides long. RefSeq lists its product as hypothetical. Bases 33 to 6128 code for a protein of 2031 amino acids. Gene Ontology annotation, molecular function: calcium ion binding. The transcript has 6 exons. The record is from RefSeq and is a predicted model, not a curated record. NCBI's taxonomy places the organism in Eukaryota, Oomycota, Saprolegniomycetes, Saprolegniales, Saprolegniaceae.